Molecule: messenger RNA, 3899 nt
Organism: Anastrepha obliqua
Lineage: Eukaryota; Metazoa; Arthropoda; Insecta; Diptera; Tephritidae
Gene: Naus
Product: CTTNBP2 N-terminal-like protein
Exons: 5
Coding region: 213-2036 (607 amino acids)
Source: RefSeq, a predicted model, not a curated record
UGGGUACACAAGGAGAUAAAAAUGACAACAAGGAAAAUUGAAAAAAUCGGAAAAUUUUAAGAGAAAUUCGAUGAUUAGUACUAUAAGUAAUUAGCUGUGAAUAUAAAUAAUUGAAUUGAUUGGUGGUAGUCUAAAAUGGAAUUUUAGUUACUCCUUUAGAAACUAUCUUAAGUAGAAACUAAAAAGUGGAAAAUUAUUGUUUACAAGAGGAAAUGGAACAAAAUUUGGUCGAUCCUUUUGCAGCAGAAAAUAGCGGAACGGCCCGUUUCGUGGAAAAGCUUGUAGACAAUGGGUUAGCUGGUAGUGGUGGUGCCUGCAGUAGCAAUAGUGCCACCAUAAACGCCACACAUGAAUUUCAGACCAUGAAACCGGGUGUAGGCCAAAAGCCUGGACAGACGUCAGGAAGGAGCGAAAUACCCCACAGCGAACUAGUAAAAAUGCUUUAUUUCUUGGAGGGUGAGCUUCAGGCACGCGACGUAGUUAUCGCUGCUUUACGGAACGAACGAGUCAAACAAUAUAUAACUCAGCUUCGUACAAAGCGGGUGCAGCCGAAUGAUCCUUAUGCGGCAAUAUUUCGAGAUAAAAUUGCGCUGGCCGGCAAUAUGAUAUCGCGCGAAUCAUCAACUCAAGCGGCUCAAGCUGAAAUGGAAGUUCGGCAAAUAAUCGAGCAGCAAAUGGAGCAACAGUACCAAAUGGUUAGUAAGCAGCGGGCUACACAUUUGCGUAUGGUAAAUAUACUCACAGAAUCAUUGGAGAACAAUCAGAGAAUGCUGCAGGAACUGGAGGAAGAAAAGCGCAAGCAUGAGCAUGAUACAGCUCAGGGAGAUGAUAUCACCUAUGGCUUAGAACUAGAACGAACUAAGUUACGCCAAGAACUGGAAGAAGAACGUGCACAGUUAAAGAAAAUGGAGAAAGAAAUGAAAAAAUUACAAGAAACAUUAGACUACGAACGUAACCGUCAAAAACAGAUUGUAUUAUUGCUUAUAGCGGAACGCAAAAAGAUCCUUAUGAAGUAUAUUGAAGAGGGUAAGCGCUCGGAGGAUUUGGCACAAAUAUUAGCAGAGGAGAAACAACGCUCGGACACUAUUGCCGAGGGCCUCGAAGAAGAGAGUAAAAAGUCUUUACGUAUGGAGGAGGAAUUGGAAAAACAGUCUGCAGCUUUCGAGAAUGAGCGCAAGUCCCUGAAAUUGAACAUUGCGAAGGAGGAGGCGCGUGUGAAGGAACUGGAGCAAGAAAUAUCUAUGCUGCGGGCUGAGAACGAGGCUAUAAAAAAACAACAACAAUUGCUACAACAAAGUGUGGCGGCAGGUGUAAGCGGCCAACUUGUGGCCGGUGCUAAAGCCAGAACCCUCAGUGAUGACGCAUGUGCCACACCAAUGGUAAACAUUGCAAAAAUCGUGCAACCAACUGCAACUGUGACAAGUGUACCCGUAUCUGGCCCUACUACUGGUAUUGCGCGAGCGCCUGGGCAGACGUUGCGCAGCAGUGUAGGAACCACACUGCCUUCUACAGCAGUGGCACAGUCAGUUGCUACUGCUGUUCCACUGUCAACAGUAGCAUUAGCCAGUACGUGUAAUAUUAUCCCUGACAGCGCAACAACCGCAGCACCUAUUACGUCAAUCGCGAAUAAUCUAACAAUUGGAGCAGUAGCAGGUAGCAUCGCUAUUGUUUCUGGUGCUCCACCAUCUCCUUCGCCUGUGAAAAUGCAGCCAACAGCAACCAUACAGCGAGCACCAGGCGGUAAAUAUGCAGCUUUGGCUGCUGCUGCCGCUGCAUCCCAUUCUCUGGACCAGCCCGUGACGGUUCCACAUCCGGUACCAAUCGCAGUCCCCCCUGUUACAGUGCCACCGGCUGGAGCACGUGGUGCUCCACCACCUAUACCUCCCAAUAAACCGAUUGUACCGCCGAAGCGUGAGCCGUCACUGUCGCGGCUGAGCUCGAUUGCCGUGACUGGCGCCGGUGCAGCCAGCGUUAGUGUCGGUGCAACUACUUCAGUAGGUGGAGCUGCAAGCUCUGCCAAUGCAAAAUUAAAUUGAAUAUUCCAUAGUAACCUAUUUCCUAAAGAAAAUCCGAAUUCGAGCGGUAAAACUCCAACUUAAUACAAAAUCCACAUGUAGGUAUACAAAUUCCUCACAUAUGCAACUACACAUUCGGAACAUACAAAUCUGCAUUAGUACAGAUUCAAAUCUCUGGCGAGUUAAAUGAAAAUGAAGUAAAUGAUAUGACUAUGCUGCACAUUGCUAAACAAAUUUUGGUAUGAUACGAGGGUACACAGUAUUAAAAUAACAUAACCUUAAAAAAUAAUUUACUCCUUAACAAGCAAGAGCGGAUAAACAUGCGUGGACAACCAGGUCUUGUGCUAAUUUUUUUAAAAAUUGCCACAUGUUGCAACAUAUGUACGCCGUAUAGAUUUAUGGACUAAAUGAAAAUGCUGUUUGAAGUAUGAAAAGUGGAGAGCUGAGGAAAGCAUGUCGAUUGUACGUUGACAGAUUUUUUUCGUAGUGUUUUUUGUACGCGUGCUUGUUGGAGGGGCGCCAUAUUCAAAAAAACCAAAAUAUCGAGAAACCCUACUUGAAAAUUCUCAAUUUACCGUACUUCCCUAAGUAAAAAUAAGAACACAACUUUUUCUAAUGUGCUGUUAAUACUAAUAAUUUGUACCGCUACAAAUUUGUUUACCGAAAUGGAAAGAACUGACGGUAUUUUUUGCAUAAUUAUCCAAUUUUCUGGAUUAUGAUAUGCUUCCUGCAAAAAUUGAUAUGUGCAUGUAGUAAACCCUAAGUGAGCGUUGGCUUAGUCGAUAUGUUGUUUUUUUUUUUUUUUGUUUAAUAAAUUUCUUAAUAAGUUGAAGGUACAGAAAAAUUGCACAGAAAAAGAAAACCAUUACGCUCGCUGUCGAAUUUACUUUUUUUUUUAUUUGGAUCAAGAAACAUUUGCUUUACAAUAUUUACUCAAAGAGUAAUCUGGCAGCUAAGUUUUGGACGACUCUUCCUUUCCUUUGACUCUGCUGUUAUGUAAAACGUUAAUCUUAAACAAAAAAUGCAAUUAUGUACAUGUAAAUGCAAAAAUACUCUGACAAAGAAAAAAAUUGAAAUGUAUUCAAGGCCAUAUAUACAUACAUAGUUAUAUAAUCAUCAACAACUAAUACAUACGCGUUACUUAAAAUACAUAGCUAUCAGAAAAAGUGUAAAAUUCUAGUAUUAUAUAUAAAUAUCAUUGAAAAAAUCUCAAUUAGAUAUAUUAACCUCUCGAUUCACUGAUAAAAAGAAAAAAGAAAAGGCAGCAAAAAAUAUUUAAUGAGGCAGUGCGUCACGGCGCUAAAGUAUUAAAUAUAUUCAUACAUUUACUCAUACUUGCAAACCAGCUAAAUAUAUGUAUAGCUUUGCAUGACAAAAAAUGGAUUAUGAUAUUAAAAUAUCCUCACCUAUUGCGUGAAAAUUACAAUACAUGUAGGAGUUUAGUAGGUGGAUCGUUAAAACCUCUUUUGUUGUAUUAACCUAUAGUUUGAAUAGAAAUAUAAUGAAUGUUAUAUGUAAUAAUUUUUAUACAAAAUGUAGUUUCUCUAAGUUAUUUUAAGAUUAUUUCCGAUUCUACAGUAAUGUCUACUCGCCGAUAUAUUUAAUUUCUACAGAAAAAGCAAAGCAUAUUUUUUACAUAAAUUUAAUUCGUUUGCUACAUAUUUUUGAAAAUGGCAAAUUAAGCUGCUUUUGACUUGAACCUUCCUACGUAGAGCCCCAAAAGCAUAAUUAGAGAUGAACAUUUAUGUAAUUUUGCUGACACAAAAGGCCAAUUGAAAAAAUACAUACUUAUUAUUUUUUGUGACUAAAACAGGUGCGCAAACUGUUUGUAUUUAAGGUUUUAAUUUUAAACAAUAAAUAUAUUGAAUGAUUAUUAGUAUUCAA